Molecule: messenger RNA, 438 nt
Organism: Porites lobata
Lineage: Eukaryota; Metazoa; Cnidaria; Anthozoa; Scleractinia; Poritidae
Source: the annotation of a GenBank genome assembly
AUGGACGGUGUUCAGAGUACAGAGGAGGAACCUGUAAUCUGCAAAAAGCAUUUGUUUGUCAUUUCUGGUGAUGUGACACAAGAUCAUGACUCUGUCCUUCACAUCCAGAAGUUGAUAUCAAAGCAUUUUCAAGACUCUAAAUGCGUUAUUAAGAACAUGCAUGAAUUCGCUGAUAGAUGUGCAGGACAGUACAAGAGCAGACACUAUCUUGGUGACCUCUCCUGUUCCUUGGCUACUCUUGGAUGUACAGUCCAAAGAAACUUCUUUGCUACUUCACACGCUAAAGGAGAACAGGAUGCUGCUGGCUCACAUGUAAAGCAGAAGGCAACUACUGCCAUCCUCUGUAGGAGAGUCAAACUUCGUAGCACCCAAGAACUGUGUGACUUUCUUACAGAGAACUUCUCCGAGUCAGCAGCAUCAUCUUUUCCCUCUAAGUAG